Molecule: messenger RNA, 417 nt
Organism: Iphiclides podalirius (scarce swallowtail)
Lineage: Eukaryota; Metazoa; Arthropoda; Insecta; Lepidoptera; Papilionidae
Source: the annotation of a GenBank genome assembly
AUGCUGCGGGGUCGUCGACCCCGUGACGUAGACGCCGAAAUAGAUGGGACUCCGCAAUUAGUGGGACGCCUCCGGGCUUUUUCGUCGGCGAACUUUUGGCAGCCGCCGGAGACCGUUAUAGACGCUGGUGAAGUCUUUGAUCUCCAAGCGCGGCAGCUUCCCGUAAUCGGAGAGAUUGCCGUUUCUUUAGCGGGGCUCGCGUGCAGCCUUACGGUCGAUUGCGUUUCGGCUAGGUAUGAGAACUGCUGCACUGGUCGGCGAAAGGGGCCAUGGGAGAAGGCUUGGAUUCGUGCGGCUCGCGUGCACCCUUGCGGUCGAUGGUAUGAGAACCCUGGUCGACGAUCGGAAGGGGCCAUGACAGAAGUACUGACCCUACCCACCUUAUCUGGAGGAGAGGAGCUGCCUAUGAGGGGCUGU